Molecule: messenger RNA, 1069 nt
Organism: Neltuma alba
Lineage: Eukaryota; Viridiplantae; Streptophyta; Magnoliopsida; Fabales; Fabaceae
Product: putative phytosulfokines 6
Exons: 3
Coding region: 499-795 (98 amino acids)
Biological process (GO): cell population proliferation
Cellular component (GO): extracellular region
Molecular function (GO): growth factor activity
Source: RefSeq, a predicted model, not a curated record
UCCACUAGACGCAUAAUAGAGUGCGUAUUUAUGAGCUCCUUUCUUUCCAAACUUAAGAAUCUUCAUUUUAGUACCAAGAAAAAGGAAGAGAGCAAAAACGUGUAAACUCUUUUUAAGUCGACAGUGCCCACUUUAAUUGGCUUUGUUUUGUAGCACCUUAACGGACCACCAUGAUGGUGACAAUCCCUCCUCUCUCUGUCUGUCUUCUUCCUCAGAGAAACGCUUCCCUCUGCAUGAAGCGAUGCCGUGCUUGCUCCCGUCACAUGGACGCUUGUAUUCUCAUCUGAGUUGACCAAAGCAUACGUUAAAAUUAGUAGGCCCCAAUGGAACUAGUAACUUCCUUUCUUUUUUUUUUCCUUCCCCCAAUCAGAGCCUCCUCGUGACUGUCUCCUCUGCUCCUUUAUUUAACCCCUUUCUUCCACCUCCUUUUCAGACUCAUAUCUUUGCUACUUUCUAUCACUUCCGCUCUGUCUCGCUCUAACCUGGCAAGAGCCGAUAAUGAAGAAAACAGGCCUUCGUGUGUUCUUCUGCUUCCUUCUCUCUCUUCUGCUUCUCUUUCAUUUCUCAGCAUCUGCUCGUCUUAUUCGACCCAGUCGAGAUGAAAAGGAAGGGAAGGCCAUCGAUGUCACUAAUGCCGGCUCAACCACCGAGCUCAAAUUUGAUAUCGAACUAGCGGAAUCAGAUCAGUGUGAUGAGGAGGAUGAAGAAUGCAGUGAGAGGAGGAGGAUUGCGGAGGCCCACUUGGAUUACAUUUACACCCAGCAUCACAAGCCUGCCUAUAAGCACAAACCUUAGCUCUAAAAUUCCCAGUUCUGUUAACUUGAGACGAGUCCCAAUACGGCCACGAAAUAUCUUACAUUUGUUUUUUGGGCCCAUGUAUCAUAUGAGGAUGAAAUGUCCAAGCCGUAUUUAUGAUCUGUCUGUUUCCGAGCUUCAAAUUUGUGAUAAAACUUGAUGAGAGCGGUUAAGCGGAGCCCUACCCUGGUGCUAUUACCGGAUAUUUUUUUUUCUCAGGAGCUAGCACAGUGCAGACAUGAUUCAGUUUCACCAAGUUACCCAUUUUCCCCCA